Molecule: messenger RNA, 2954 nt
Organism: Elaeis guineensis (African oil palm)
Lineage: Eukaryota; Viridiplantae; Streptophyta; Magnoliopsida; Arecales; Arecaceae
Source: RefSeq, a predicted model, not a curated record
CCUCCCUUCUUCCCUCCGUUUCCAAACUGCAACGGCUCCACCCCUCUCACUGCCUCGGAACCGGCCAUCCCUUAGAAUAGCAAAUCAGAUAAUUCUUGGCCACUCGCCAGCUCCUCCUAGAUAUUUCAACCUCCCAUCUCUUCCCUUCUUUCCACGCUCCUUUUCCUCGCCAAUGCCCCCCUCGGUGGGCAUUCUAAGUUAGAUAAUUUUUGGCUACUCGCCACCUCCUCCUAGAUAUUUCAACCUCCCGUCUCCUCCCUUCUUUCAACGCUUCUUUUCCCUGCCAAUGGCGUCCUCGGUGGCCAGAAUGCCCACCGACGACUGGCGCGACCCCAACCGGGUCGCUGCCGGCGUCUUCGCCGCCCACGCCCACCACCCCUUCGGCAAGACCCGCAACAAAGUCCUCCUCCGCGACCGUGACCGCGUGGGCGUUACUUCCCCCCCGUCUUCCUCCUCCACCCCUAUGGCUGUUGGUGGCACGGACGCCGUAAUCCGGAGAAAGACCGAGCCGUCCUCCGGCGGCGGCGAGGACGCCGUCUUCCUGGCCACCCAGAACCGUCAGUCCCAGAUACUGAACCGGUGGGCGGCCCGCCAGGCCAGGGAGAUGAUCACCACCAUCGAACGCCAGGCCCACGAGGCCGAGAUCUCUGCCCUCACCACCACCACACAGCCAGUCUCUGCCCGCGCUGCCUCCUUCCUCCACGACUCCUCCCCCGCCCUCUCCGACGACUCCGCCGCCAGCGGCCCCGCCGCCGACGGCUGCGGCGCUGCCAGCGCCAACGAUUGCAGCAGCAUCGACCUCUCGCCGAACGUGCGGGCAUCGUCGCUGAUCCAGAUGUGGAAGGAGCUCGAGGUCGAAGCCGGCAUGGCCCCCAGCAACCGCACCACCAGCGCUGGCGGCAACUCGGGGUUCCCCGCCGCCGCCGCCUCCAUGGUCGAGGAACCCUCCGGCGGCUCCGACGUCUGCGAUGAUUUGGAGGCGUAUGGGGACUGGGACUCGGAUAUCGUCACGCCGACGGCGCAUUCGUCGAUGAGCGAGAGCGAGCGGGGCCGGGUCGGGAGCAUCGUGAAGAUGCUGAGCUCGGCGAACGCGACGCGGAGCUCGACGGCGACGUCAUGGAGCGAGGAGGUAGAGCCGUUGAGCCGGGAGAGUUCGGGUGUCUCUGAUCAUGGGGAGAGCCAGAGUCUCCGUACCACGCGGUCCUUCGGUGUGGGUCUCCGUCGCGUGAGAGGGCGGCGGGAGAUGGAGGAUUUGCUCGCAAAGCUAGAGAAGGAGCGGCGGAGGGAGCUCGCUGAAAUGGCCGAGCGUCAGCCCGUGUCCCGGUUCUCGUAUCGUGGCCGGCUUCAAUCAAUGCUGAGGCUAAGGGCCCUGCAACGAGAAGUGGCAGUCAAAAACCAACAACGGACUGUGACAGCAACUAUAGAAUUGGAUCGAUUGCAAACUGGGUCUACAAUCUCAUUCCUCAGGCAGAGAUUUAGCAACGGUGGGCAACAUGAUUGUAGUGGAGUGCCACAUUUGGAAAACUCAAGCCAUGCACAUAUUCAGUUCCCUACUGAUACUCGUGGUUCAGAUUAUUCCAAUUUUGCUGAUCAGCGUACUGGUGAUAGCAAUCAAUAUCAGGUAGUUGUCUUUCCAAGAGAUUCAGAAAGCUCACCAGCUGAACUCAAUUCACCUCAUUCUAGAAGCGAUGAUCUACAAGAAGGAAGCCAUACUCUGGACAGUUCUUGGGAUGACAGAAGUUUGUGGGUGAGCAAUCUUGAUUGGCAAAGGCCUCUGGAUUCUUCACCCUCACAUGAUUCACAAGGUGACAUCAUAACAGAGGAAGUGGAAUCUUAUACCCACCAAAAUGUCAACAGCGAUCCUUUGCAGAUAACUGGUUCUCCCAAUUCAUGGAGAGGAUGGGGAGUCAGCAGACGAGCAGGAUAUUGCGACUUGGUUCGAAAAUUUUCAGACAAUGAGGAAAUUCGUGAUCUUCUAGAGAGAAGGAGAGUUUCCACUUCACUUGCGAGUGACUUCUGUGAUAAAAUGAACCACCUGAUCUUGUCAUUCUUACAAAGACAAGGUCACCAAUCAUUUGAUGAUAAUUUUGCAGAAGAUUAUGAAGAACAAACUUUCUGGAGACAAAAUGAUGAGUUCCAAAAUGCUGAUCAAGUUGCAUCUGCAUCAUCAUCAUUGAUACCCGUACCCUAUCAGACACUAAACCAUCCAGAGAGUUGGCAGCACACUACAUUCAGACAUCAUUCAUCUCAGAACUUCCCAGAAUCAGGACCCAUACAUGACUUGAGGAGUGAUAUAGCAAAAAUCCACCAUGAAAUCAGUGAACUGCGGAAGUUGGUAGAGAGUUGCAUGGAGUGGCAGCAGGCAAAUUUGCAGCACUCUAUCAAACAAGUGGUUUCUGAUGCAGUUCGUCAAUCUGUUGGUCUGGGGAGUGCCACAAAAUUUUCAGGGCCAAAAACAGGAAGGAAAGACAGUUGCUGUGUCUGCUAUGAAAUGCAAGUUGACUCACUACUUUACAGGUGUGGGCAUAUGUGUACCUGUUUCAAGUGUGCCCAUGAGUUGCAAUGGAGCAGUGGGAAAUGUCCGAUCUGCAGGUCUCCAAUUGUGGAUGUUGUUCGGGCAUAUCCUAAUUUAUAAACUGGACCUUGAUGAUGGCACCUGGCUUUGUAGUCCAAUAUUCUGGUUUUGGCAUGGAUUUUGGAAGGCUCACUAACUUUCAUUAGCAAAAUUUGCAUAAUCCUCUUGACAAUAGCACCGGCCUGACUAUUGUGUCAACUUUUGCCUGCAAUUGAAUCUUUAACAUCAAAAGCUUUCUCACUUUCAAAUGUACCAUCUGUGAUUUUGUUAAUGAGGAUAUGGUUUCCUUUUCUUGUCUUCAUUGGCGUUAAUGAGGAUGAAAUACAUCCUCUCCUGUUUUUGAGGAAAUUCUGAAAAUAAAAUUUGACAUAGCUUUCCA